Messenger RNA from Micropterus salmoides (largemouth bass), 4080 nucleotides. It is a transcript of the gene ggps1, whose product is annotated as geranylgeranyl diphosphate synthase 1. NCBI's taxonomy places the organism in Eukaryota, Metazoa, Chordata, Actinopteri, Centrarchiformes, Centrarchidae. Gene Ontology annotation, biological process: isoprenoid biosynthetic process. Gene Ontology annotation, molecular function: prenyltransferase activity. The coding region runs from base 1998 to 3257 and encodes 419 amino acids. The record is from RefSeq and is a predicted model, not a curated record. The transcript is spliced from 4 exons.
GUGGCUUCAGAGUGGCAGAUGAGGUGGACACACACAGACGUGCAGCUUAAGAGUCCUCAAAAGCCACAUACGCUGCUGAUGAGUCACGCUGGAUCGUCAUGUUAGUCACACUGAAUCAUAGCAUCAGCAAAAUGCCUAGGGUGACGAAUGUGAUGAGAGGCUGUUUGUACAUGCUGCAGACAUAAUAACAAAAAAACAUGCACCCAGCAUUCACCAUAAACUGCAUGAGAUGAGAGGAGAUAACACUUUGCCUUGUGUUAUGAGGAGAUACAGCUUUAUUUCGUGUAAGUGUGUACAGUAUGGCACAAUAAGCUUGAACUUAAAUUAAUCCAUUUAACUUAUUCAGUUCAGUCGUUUUUCACAUUGUGUUUCACAUGUUUUGUUUUGGAACACAAUCAUGACAAUUGACAAAUAUGGUGCUUACAUUUUAAAUCUGUGUUUUGGCAACAGGAUAUGGUCUCACUAUGUUAAAGAUGUUAUUUUAUUAAUGCCUAAGUUAUAUGGUUUUGAUUGGCCACUUUUUGUCAGUGAAGAAGUGACUCCCCUAACUCCAGAAUUGUAUUUGGGUGAACAGUACGUCCUUGGAGUUUCAGUUAGUUGGGAUGUUUCCUCUGUUGCAACAUUACUGGAAGGCUUUCCCAUUAAAGGGGCAUUAUGGAGUUUUCAGCCGCCACUAGUAGUGUGGUUUUAAGAUGGCAAGCAGGUGUGUGCUCCUACGCGUGCUCGCCUGAACUCAUGAGCAAGCAUAAUGUGAAAAAUAACCGCUUUCAUACAGAGAUCCUGCAAUCAACACGGAAACAUCAGCAUGCCGACGGUGGCUUUUCACACAGACAUGUUCAGGCUCUGUUACUUCAACGUUCCCGCGUCAUACACGUAGACUGUAUAUAAAAAGGUCAUACAGUGCAGCGAGCCAGCAUAUUGGAACAGUACUCCCAGGAAAAAAAGGCAGUGUGACAGUAGCUAUAAACAAAAAAGGACACAGCUUCACACAACAUGCUGGGAACUCAGAUAAACUCCAACAGCAAUGUUACAGUAAUAUAUUUUAUCAGCUUGAGGUUGAAUUAAUCCAUGCUCACAACAUGAAAAUGUUACAUUUACUGCAUUUAGCCGAGGUUAUUCAUCAGGGUUAGCUCGUCUGCCACUUUUCAGUAACGUUACUGUGUAUCUUUCAUCGGAGGCUCAGCAAUGUGAGCACAGCUAAAUGUACUGGAUGAUAAUGAAACAGUUGGUACAAACAAGAUUGUUGAUACACUUUAUAAAAGGUAGACCGUAGUAAGUAACAUUACUGUAGAGAAUGUUUCUUCCAAUGUGGUGAUGUUCUAUGCUGUCUUGUAUAUUACGUGGGUGACGUAAGUUACAGAGAUUGAGACACUGAAGAAGCUGUGUACCUGAUAAAUAUAUCUAUCUAUUGCUUAAAUUUGUACUCACACCAGUCUGUGUUAAGAUUGUUGGAGUGAGCAAUCAGAUAACAGGCCUUUAAACUUUUUCUUUAAACAACAGAACACUUCCUGUGCUUGAUUUAGGCCAGCUACAGAGCCUUCUUUGCUUUAAUUAUUUGACUUUUUUGAUUCAGUUAUUCUAGCCAAGUCACCUCCACAGUUACCUAAACGGAGUGUGUUUGUGUGUGCUCAGUCUGUAUUGCAUGUUAGCAGUUGGCUCUGCAAUACAAAAAAAAAAACUGAGGUAAUGGAUUAACUGGGGGUAAAUUGUCAACCUUUAAAUUAGGGCUGAACAUUAAACCAAAAUCUUAUUGAAAUUGCAAUAUAUGGCCUAUAUGAUCAAAAAACGCUUGGCAUUUGCAAGAUUUUAGGUUCUGGACGAAAUGCAAUCCUCAUGAGUUUUUGGAGGCACUCCUCAGCAAACAAAUGCGUGCAUGGCAUUGUCCAAAGAGAAUGCAGGAGAGAUAAGUUGAUCAUAGCCUUUUGUUAUCGGGAGACAAUCAUCAGUGCCCUGGGCCAGAAAAUCAAUCUUGGAGAAUUAGAGAUUUUAAGGCGGGCAUGGAGGGUAGCUGGCUGCGGAAAGGGGGUGUGUCGGACGGCAGGUGUGUGGCAACGGAGUCAGAAGAGAAGUUAAAACGACGAGCCAGCAAGCAUCUGAACAGAGAACACUUCUCUGUGGGAGCAACAAUGGAUAUGACAGCACAGCAGAAACAGAUCCCCGUCUCUCAGGAGAAGCAACCCUGGUGGGGGGGGGUUUCUUUACCAUCGGACAGGCUGUGCCAAAGGAGCGGUCUGCAGUCGGAAGCUGACAGCAGGGGACACACAGAGAGGUCUGCACAGACUCAUGCUGGCUCUUCCGUGGUGGAAAAGCUACAAGCAGAGACACCGAUCCUGGACUUCAGUUUCACUAAAGGAAAGCAGGUGAGGACAAAACUGUCCCAAGCAUUUAACCACUGGCUCAAUGUUCCAGACGACAAACUGCAGGCACGACCUCGGAGUUUCAGAGCAGACCAGGUGAUUAUCACAGUGACAGAGAUGCUGCACAACGCCAGCUUGCUCAUAGACGACAUCGAGGACAGCUCCAAGUUGCGGCGAGGCUUCCCCGUGGCCCACAGCAUCUAUGGCAUUCCCUCCGUCAUCAACUCGGCCAACUACGUCUACUUUUUGGGGUUGGAGAAGGUGCUGACCCUGGAUCACCCUGAGGCUGUCCAAGUGUUUACCCAGCAGCUGCUGGAGCUGCACCGUGGUCAGGGCCUGGACAUCCACUGGAGGGACACCUACACCUGUCCCACAGAGCAGGAGUAUCGCAACAUGGUGCUGCAGAAAACUGGAGGGCUCUUUGGCCUGGCCGUGGGCCUGAUGCAGCUCUUCUCGGAUUGGAAACAGGACCUGAAACCCCUCCUGGACACGCUGGGCCUCUUCUUCCAGAUCCGCGACGACUACGCCAACCUCAGCUCUCAUGAGUACAGCGAGAAUAAGAGCUUCUGUGAGGACCUGACCGAGGGCAAGUUCUCUUUUCCCACCAUUCAUGCCAUAUGGUCGCGUCCGGAGAGCACCCAGGUGCAGAACAUCCUGAGGCAGCGCACAGAGAACAUGGACAUCAAACGAUACUGUGUGGACUACCUGGAGAAGGUAGGCUCGUUUGCCUACACCCGUCAGACUCUGCGGGACCUGGAAGUGGAGGCCUACCGCCUCAUCGGGGAGCUUGGGGGAAACCCUCAACUGGAAAGCCUUGUCAAACACCUCAGCCAAAUGCACCACGAGGCUGAGGCCACAGCAGAGUCCCGUACUGAGCCACGCCACAGCCACAGCCCCUGACCUCACCCACCUUUCGCUGCUACGCGAAUCACAUGCUAGCCCAACACACUCCACUAACACAGAAGCUUUGCUAAUGAUGCAGACAUACACAUUCCUGAAAACGCACACAGCGGUAUGUUACAACUAUUUUAUGGGUCACUCAUUAACCUUGAGAAGUUGAAUUUGAUAUUGACAGCUUUGACUGCAGCUAUGAGACAGCAAAUCAGCCACAAAUGUUGCCUCUCUCUUUUGUGCAGUAGAUCCUUCAAGUUUUGCUUACACAUCAGUAAGUUAUAUCCAAGUGUAGGCGUGUGUGUCAGUGGAAGAAAUUAAUUUAUAGAGAAACUAACUUGUUAUGGUUUUAAAUUUGCUUUCCUGAAAAUGACAAAUAAUAAGAUGACAACAAAGUGUAAAAGCCUUCCUUUUGAUGUGCAUAUAAAUGUUGUUUUUUUUUUUAAUGUUUUGGUGUUUUUAUCAGGGUGGAGUGAAUGGUUGGUGUAUUUUUUCUGAAGUCCCUGUUUAAAAUCAUGUGGAUGUCCUGAGUGUAUGAUGUCAGAUUUGGGGAUCCUUAAUCAUUAAGCCACCGGAGUGCCAAUCCUUUAGAAAAGCCCUCUGCAAAUCAAUUGUCAAAUUGUUAUGUAACAUGCUGGCAUUAUAUGCAAAGUAGUGCAUAUGAAUGCUCUGUUGAUACUUGGGUUUAAUGCAGACGGUUUUUCCUUCUGGUUCAGAUUCAGAACAUCUCUGAAAUUGUAUUAGGGUGAUUCAGUUAUAUUUGUAAGUAGACACUGUGCUGCAGUUAAGAACUUAUUUACAUCUAUUGAAUAAAAAAAACGUUUAAAUAUAA